UCACAAAUAUGAAAGCUUAGAAGUUACUGCUGAAUUGAAGUCUCAAAGAAAUUUGAAGCCAACACAGUCAACGCACUUCAUUAGCCAUUUGCAUAGUACAGUUGCAAUGAUAAAGACGGUCAAGCCUGUAAACUCGGUUAAGUAACGAAGAUCGUCUAAUAUAAGAGACACGAGACAGUGACGAGGGAGGUCGAAAGAGGGUGGAGAAUUGUUUGGUGGUAGGGAGAAGAGGAGGAAUCGGUCAAGAUCGGAUAGUGAUACUGUGUUAGAGUGGUGGGGUAAAAUCAUAGGAAGCGGGAGGGAGAAGGAAACGCAGUCCCUCAGAUGGAGAAAGGGAUGGAGGGAACGCAAGUCUCGGCUUUCAGCUACGCGAACGCUUCUCCGUCAGUCAAUUCGCAAACGUCCAACGAGAUGGACCUAAACUCAAAGAUACUAAGGAACUGAACACCGCUGGUGACAAGUUAAAUAACAAUUGGCACUGGGACACUUCCGGGAGACACAUUGCACGGGACAGGAAUAGCAUCGGUGGAAUUAUUAGGUUCGGACUGACGAACUGGUACUGCUGUUCUCGGUUGAGAAGAUUAAGAACCGACGAGUUGAGGAACUGGUUAAAAAAAGUUGUUCAUUAUCAGAGACAAUAAAUUGUGGAGGAUAGAAAAAAAAUUAAAUUUGAAGAUCAGUGACCGAGGGAACUUACUCUGAAGUUUUAUUAAUACUGUAUAAAGAUGUUGAAGUUAGUAACGAUAUUCGUGGUCCUUGUGGCUGCUACGUUGGCGGUUCACGACAAGUUUCGUGUUGAAUUCCAAUGGAAAUACAUAAACGUGACAUGGCCAUCGGAAGACGCGCGACUGGCGGCCCUGCAAAAUGAAGAAUAUAUACCAGAAAAUAAUGCCAUUGCUGGUAUUAAAUUAUGGAAACAUAGGAUGUACCUGACAGUACCAAGAUGGAAAAACGGUGUUCCUGUGACAUUAGGAGUGACAUCGGCUACACCACAGAAUAACGUAACAGCACCGAAUCUUGAACCUUAUCCCAAUUGGGAGAUGCAAAAGGUUGGAAAUUGCAAAGCAUUCCAAUUCGUUCAGAGUAUGGAGAUUGAU
Messenger RNA from Cephus cinctus (wheat stem sawfly), 1097 nucleotides. RefSeq names its product protein yellow. Gene Ontology annotation, cellular component: extracellular region. The transcript has a single exon. NCBI's taxonomy places the organism in Eukaryota, Metazoa, Arthropoda, Insecta, Hymenoptera, Cephidae. The annotation marks the transcript as partial. The record is from RefSeq and is a predicted model, not a curated record.